GAGGACUUUGAGUUUGACGCGCAGGCCUCCUUCCAGGACCCUCGCAGCGCCUCGGAGAGCACGACCCCGAUGGAAGGCGAGAACAUGGGAGGUUGGUGGCCCGAGUACAGUACUCCUGACACAGAUGGUUUGCGUUCUGUGGUGGAGGAGCUGGAGCUCGAGAGGAACCAACUACAGGAGCAGAUCCUGAGUCUGGAGGAGCGUUGUCAAGACCUGGAAGACCGGCUGCAGCUGCAAGCUCGCAUCGAGGCGCUGCAGAAUGAGUCAGAGAAACUCCAGAGCCAACUCGCCAGCCUCCGAAACCAACAGAGCAGAGAUGCAGAGAAGCAUCAGCUGCUGGUCAGCAGUCUGAACGAGCAGCUCAGAGGGCUGAGUGACACACAGGAGUGUCUGGAGAGCUCACUCAUCGAGAAGGAGAACACGUUAGCCAAGACAUCUGAGAAACUUGAGCUCAUCAGCAGCCUGCGAGAAUCUCUGAGUGCAAAAGAGACUCAGUACAAAGAAGUGUCUGACAAACUUCUUCAGGCAGAGCACACACUCGAGGAAGUUUCAACGAAAUACAGCAGCUCAGAGAAACAACGCUCUGAGUUAAAAACUGAAGUCGCUGACCUCACGCAGAAGCUCAGUGUGCUGAAGGAGAAGACCCAAAAACAGGAAACCACCAUAGAAACUUUACAAACUGACCUCGAUCAGACAAACGAAGAUCUGGACAAACUAAACACAGCCAGCCUGGAAGAACGAGCCCAACUCAUUCAUGAUCUUCAAAGCCGCGAGCGGGAAAUCGACAGUCUUAAAGAUUACCUGUUGGAAAAGGACAAGGAGAUCUCAUAUCUGACUGGUCACAUGGCGGAGUACGCGGAGCAGGUCACAGUGCUGAAACAGGAGCUCAAACUCAAAGAGGAGCACCUGGUUCAAGUAGAAAAUGCGCUGAGUAAAGCAGAGCGGGAGGCCAUGGUUAUCAGAGACUCACAGAGUUCAGACCAGCAGUCUCUGAAUAGCAAAAUCACAGAGCUGGUUGGGAGACUCAAGGAUACUGAGAUGGAAGUAGUCAACACCAAAGAGGAGAUGGAGUCUAAAGUGGCUGAGGUGGAACAUCUCAUAAAGCAGACCGAAGAGGACAAGAAGAUUAUUCAGGACCUUCGGGGAGAGAUCCAGAAACAGACUGUGAGCCAUCGUAAUCACCUGUCUGAAUGUGAAACGCACAUCACUUCACUAAAGGAACAGCUGACUUCAUCCACCCAGAAGCUGCAGGAGUCAGAAGGAGUCAUUUUACAGCUCAAAGACAAAGAUACCAACAAAGAGAAACAGCUUAAUGAUAAAGAGCAGACGUAUGAAGAAGAAGUCAAAUCUUUAAAGGAUGAACAGAAUAAACUUUUAGCUCAAGUGGAGAAAUAUAACAGUGAUGUGGAGACGUUGUCCAAACAGUUAAAGGAGCAAGUACAGAGUGAGGAAAAUAUUAAAAAAGAGAUGCAGGAAAAACUGGAAACCAUUGAGUCACUGGAAAACCAACUGAAAGCAACUGAUAAACAAGCCGAGGAUGAAAGGAAGAAAUUCAACACCGAGCUGCAAGUCCAGGAAUCAGAAAAGCAGAAGUUGAGCAAAGAACUUCAGAUCAAAACUGAAAACUUCUCCAAAGUCAAGACGCUAUUAAAAAACAUGAAGGCUGAGAAACAGCAGCUGCAAGAAAAGCAUCAAGGAUUGACCAAGGAGCUCAAGCAACAGACGCAGAAUGUGAAGCAACUCAAUGAAAAGGUUUCAUCUUCUCUUGAAGUAAACGGCAAUCUGGAGAAGCAAUUAGAUUCUCUCACAAAGGAGAAGGAGAGACUUGAACUGGAAGUAUCUGAAAGAGUAAAAGACAUUUCAGAAGUUACAGUUGAGAAAGAUUCUUUACAAGCUAAAAUAUCCACACUUGAAACACAGCUCACACAAAACAACACAAUCAUCGAAGGGCUGCAGAGAGAUAAAGAGAAUUUGACUGCUCAGAGUAAUGAGUUGAAUAGAGUUCUUGAGCAAAGCACAAACUCAAACUCAGAGGUCCUGCUGGAAAAAACCAAUGAAUGUACUCAUCUCAACCAGUUACUCAGAGAGAAGGAGGAGACGGCGGCGCAAGUGCAAGAACAAGUGCAAAACUUGACGUCAAAGGUAGACCAGCUGCAGCGUGACAUGACAGAAAAAGAGCAGACCGCCUCUCAUCUCCAAGCACAAAUACAGGCUCAACAAAAUCAGCAAAUGCAGCUUGAAGAAACGUUGUCUUUGCUUCGGGAACAGGAAGGCGCUCUGAAGUCUGGGUUGAUGGAUAAGGAUACAACGCUGCAAGAGAAACAGGAAGAGUGCAACAGUUUGCAGAAUGAACUGAGCAAACUACGUGCUGAAGCCGAAUCGCUUAACGGAGAACGCUCACAGCUUUGCCAGCAGCUCGAAGAGCGAGGAGAAAUGUUGAAAAAUGUGACCCAGCAGUGCCAAAAUCACAAAGAUGAACUGAAUGAUACGAACAAUACUAUUAAGUCUCUGGGCGACCAAAUCCGUGUGAUGGAGGAAAGUGCAAGGAAGUUUGAAUCUGAAGCAGAGCAAAGACAUACAGAGCUGACGAGCUUAAAGAGCCAAAUUCAGACAGUAGCCGAAGAAAACCGUCAACUUCGUGCAGCUUGUGAAUCCAGAGAAAAGGAGCUUGCCCAGCAAACACAGGUCGUAUCUGAGCUUGAUGGACAGCUUAAAAUGACUCGAGAAGAGAACGCUAAUUUUAGUGUGAAGAUUACCUGUCUGACAGAAGAUAAUCAGAGACUACAAGAGGAGCUGGCACAAAACAUCAAAUCUGUUUCUGAACUCACCGCUGAGAGGAGUUCACUCCAAGAAAGAAGUUCUGGGCUUGAAAUUCAUAUUGCAGAUAAUCAGAAAAUAAUUAACAGCCUGUCGAAGGAAAGGGAGGAGCUUACUGUUGAAACAAAUGAAUUAAAAAAGAUCCUCAAGGAAAGCGAAAUGUCGAACUCUGCAGGUUUGCUUGAGAAAACAAAUGAAUGUACUCAUCUGUCAAAAACACUGAGGGAGAGAGAAGAGCAACUUCAGAGUUUACUGGAACAAGCUGACGGUCUAAAAAUGCAGGUUAGUCAACUCGACACAUCAUUGAAUGAGAAAGAACAAACAGCAUCAGAGAAAAGUUCUCAGUUGGAGGCCCAGCACAACCAAAUGCUGCAGCUUCAGGACACGAUAUCUAUGCUUCAGGAGCAAGGGUCUGUCCUCAAGUCAGGGCUGAUGGAGAAAGACACAAUGCUUCAGCAGAAAGCAGAGGAGUGUAGUGUUUAUCAAAAUGAAGUCAUGCAACACAAGGAUCUCCUGUCACAGAUACAGACUGAGGUAGAGUCACUCAGGCAACAGUGCUUAGAGGCUAAACAGCAGAUACAGCAAAAAGAUAAUACCUUAAUAGAAGUAACAAGUGAGUUUCAAAACCAUAAAGAUGAGCUGAAUAAACGAAAUGAAUCCGUGCUUUCACUCAGCACUCAGCUUGGUGCCAUGAACGAGAACGCUGCAAAGAUGGAGGUUGAAAUUACCGACUUAAAGGCCACUGUGCAGAAAGUCACAGCAGAAAAUAGUCAGCUGCUACAGGAGGUGGACCAGAGGAAAGCGGAGGUAAUUGAUUGUAAAGAUAGCAUUCAAGCAAUGAAAGAGCAAAAUACUAGGUUAAAAUCUGAACUACAGAAAAAAGUGACCAAGCUGUCCAGUGCUCAUGAAGAAGUCACACAUCUUAAAGCAGCAGUCUUUGAGAGGGACAGUCAGCUCCAAACAGUAGGGUUAGAGAGGGAGAGGCUUAGUAUGACCACGCAAGGAAAAGAUGAUUCCCUGAAACAGCAAAACACUUUCAUCCAGCAACUCAACAGCAAGGUCGCUGAGCAGGAGCAGCAGCUGAAACAGAAAACAGAUGACAGUGUCGGUUUAAGAGCGCAGGUUUCAGAGCUCGAAGAUUCAGUUUGUAAAUUCAGAAGUCAAGUUGAGAGUCUUACUUCAGAGUCAUCCAUGCUGAAAAAUACUUUAGAGCAAAAAGAACAGUCAAGUCUCGAAAGUCAAAAUCAGUCUUUUUCUGUGGCUGAGAGUCUCAAAUCAAACCUACAAGUCAAAGAGGAAGAGUGCGUCACUUUGAAAGAACAGAUUUUACACCUGGAAGAAUCUGUUGCAAAGCUUAACAACAGCCUCCAAGUGCAGAUAUCUGAAACAGCAGAUCUUAAAAAGGUUUUAGAAGAAAAAGAGGCAGCUCUUCUAGACCAAUCAAAGUCUCUUCAUGACAUGCAGAGAAGAGUAGACGAGGCGUUGCUCUUCAAAACUCAGUUCAUGGAAAGCACAGAGUUGGUGUCUCAGCUACAGAGUCAAAUUCAGAUGAUGUCCACAGACUCUGGAAACCUUAAAAAGUCGACAGAAGAAACACAAAGUGCCUUCAACAACCUUCAAGAGAAAUAUGCAUGUAACUUAGAAGAGUUGCAAGACGUAAGAAAGCAGCUGUCCCAAAGUACUGAUGAGGUGUCCAACCUUCAGAAGUUGUUGGAUGAUACCAACAGCGGACAUCAAACAGCAACGUCCACUGUAGAAACACUGAGAAAUGAGUUAUCAGCAAUCCAACACAAACUAGAUGAAACACAAGACUUGAACUCCAGUCUUUCAAAGGAAAAGGAUGAGGCUUUCACAUCUCAUAAAGCAAGUGUGUCACUGCUGACCGUGGAAAUAGAGAGACUGAAAUCACAACAUCUUCAAGUGGUGGCUCAGAUUAAUGCACUGACCGAAAACCUGGAACAGAGAGAAAUGGCUCUCCAUGCAAUUAACAGUCAGUACACAACCCAAGCCAAACACACAACGCAGCUGGUUUCAGAAAUGCAGAAACUAGAAGAGCAAAAUAAGAGACUAAAUGAGGAGAUUAGUUUGUCAAAGGAGGAGCAACAGAGGCGUCACAGUGCGGUCAGUAAGGAAAACGCACAUUUGCAAGAUGAAAUUAGAAAGCUUCUUUCACAGAAAGAAGAGCUGGAAAGAAGGCACCAUCAAAUUUGGGCUUCGCAGGAGCAGCAGUCCAGCAGCAUGAACGAACACGUGGAGAAAAUGGUGUCUGAGAAGGAGAGCCUUCAAGCAAAGGUUAGUGCCAAAGAUGAAGAACUUUCUCUAUUAAAAGACAGCAUUCAAAAGGUAGAGCAAAUUCUGCAGGACUCUGAGCAAGAGUGGCUGUUAGUUCUGGAUAGAGAAAAACAGGAUAAGAAUCUACUUGCAGAACAGUUGAAAAGUGUUGAAAAUGAAAUGAAAUCUAAAGAUGCUAAAGUUAAUGCUUUGAAACAAGACUUGGACAGAUUUCAGGAGAAACUAGCCGAGGCUUCUACGGCAAUUAGGAAGGGGUCUGAUCAACUCAGCGCGAAAGAGUUGGAGGCGUCGACAUCCAGGAUUCAACUGGAAAAGGUGUUAGCGUCUGUCCAGGAAAAGGACAACGAGAACAUUCAUUUGCAACAGGCUCUAAAAGCCGUGGAACAUGAGUUAGAAAAACUGGUAGCGAGAAAAAUUGGUUCUGAUAAAGAUUCCAUGUGUGAGAGAUCAGCUGCUUUAAAUGAUGAAAAAGCCUAUUUAGAGCACAUGAUAAACCAAGUAGAGGAGCGUCAUCAGUCUGAAAUAGAUGCUUUGAAAACUGAGUUGGAUAAGACUGCAGCGCAAUUACAAAAAGCGCAGAAUACACUUAAUGAAGGAGAGAGGAGUAAUUCGGAGAGGGGUCAAGAGAUUACUUUCCUUCAAGAGACGGUGGAGCAUUUACAGGCUCGGCUCAGUGCUGAAGCAGAGCAAGUGAAAGAUACUGCUGUCAAACACUCUUCUUUACACAAUGAGCUGCAAGCAAAGGACGAGCAAAUCAGCUGCAUGAGCAUUCAAAUAAGUCAACAGAAGGAGCUACUUGCAGGACUUAGUCAGCAGUUAAGGGAUAAAGAUGCAUCCGUCGCCCAAGUCAUGGAGUCCGCCUCGAAUGAAAGAGUGAAACUUAAUGAGGAAAUAACCUCUCUAAUGGCAAAAUUAGAAGGCACAGAGAAAGCACAUCAAUGCUCCGUGAAGAGGCUUGAAGAGAUUUCUCAGCAACUAGAAGAACGUGUUUCAUGCUCUCAAAGUGAAAUGGAAAUCAAGAAUUCAGAGAAACUCGAGCUGAAAAAGGAAAAUGAUGAACUAAAAGGUGACCUAGCCAGAGUAUCUAAAGAAAAAGAUGUGAUCAAGAAGAAGCUUCAUGCUGCUCUCAUUCUAAGAAAGGAUCUUAUGAAAAAAAUUGAAAAAUAUGAAAACCAGAAGGAGGAGGGUGUGAGCUUUAAAACCGAGGUGUCACUUUUACAGACUAAAUUACAGGAAAUAACAAACGAAGCUCAAGUCUCAGAACAACUUUACAAAGAAAAUGUCUCUGUUUUCGAAAAGAAAAUCCUUGAGAAGGAGGGAGAGAUUCUUGGACACAAAACAGAAAUCGAAAGACUCGUUGAGCAGUUUGACUCAGAAAAACACAUUUUAGAAGCAACGCUAAAUGAGAAAGAGGCGUCUUUGUCGGAAACGGUUCAAACACUCAGUGAGAAAAACAACCUGAUCAAACAGCUGCAGACCAGUGUUGCAGAGAGAGAAGAUGCCUGUGAGCGAGACAGAAACAGCAUGAUGCAGAAAUUAGAGGAGCUUCAAACUGAAAUCAAGACAUAUAAAGAUGAGUCAACGGACAAAUCUUCCACUGCUGCUGCUGCUGCUGAUGAUUUAGAGAACCAGCUCGCACAGGUGAAGCAAGAAAAGGCGAUGCUACAGAAAAAGGCCCAGGCUGCUUUGCUGGCACGAAAAGAGACCAUGAAGAAAGCUCAAGAAAACGAAAAGAAAUUAACUCAAGAAUUAACUGAACUGAAAGACGACUACAAAGCUCUGCUGGAACAACACUGCCAACAGACAAAUGAGCUAAACGCUGUCCAGUUAAAGUUUGAUGAGAAAGUCAGGGAACUGGAAGACCUCCGUAAGACCUCUUUGUCUUAUCUCGAUGAGCUGGACACUUUGAGGCAGCUUGUUGAGGAGAGAGAUACGACUCUACAAGAUUUGAAGAUGUCUCUGGCUGAGAAAGAAAGCCAGUGCCACUCUCUAUCGAACUUGCAAACAGAGCUAGAAACUGUUAAAUCCAAAUUAGAGAGUGUGUCUCUUGAGAUGGCGAGUAAAGACGAGGCUUUUGUAGCAAUGGAGCAAAGAGCAGAAACUUUGUACUCAAAAUUGCACCUGGCAGAGAGCAACUUGGAGAAAGCUCAUGCUGAAGUAAAAGAAAAAAUAGAAGAAGUUGAGAAAUACCAGGAAAUGAUUAAAGCUGCUGAGCUUACGUCCCAACAGGAGAAGCAAGCUUUGGAGACGCAGGUCAACGUCUCCUCCAAAUCUGCACUUGAAGAAAAAACUUAUGUGAAUGAAGAAAAGUAUCAGAUUUUGAUGGAAGACAACAAAGCACUUUUGGAGCAAAUCUCAGCCGUCCAGAAAACAUUAGCAGAGACAAAGCAGCAGCUCAAUGAAGAGAAAGACAGUUUGAUUACAGAGCUUGAAAAAGCACAGCUGUGUUACACUGAACAACAAAGGAAUUUGGAGUUGUUAAAGCAAGAAAAAGAAAAUGCUCUCAAAUUAAUUGACGAACUGAGAGAUGAGUUAACGUCACUGAAUAAUCAGCUGCAGCAGUCUGAGAAAGUAGAUGAGGAGCAUCAUGAAAGGAUGUCUGCAAUUUGCAUAAAAGAGGAACGCGUUAACAAAGACGAGGCCGAUUUUACUUAUAAAUGUGCCGAAGACUUUGAAGCGAAACUGAAAGAGAGAGAUGAUGCAUUGUUAGUUUCUCAGGCUCAAGUUUCAGAAAAGGAAGAACUAAUUGCGGCACUUGAACAGCAAUUACGGCAGCAAAUGAAACUGCAUGAAGUAGCCGUUGAUAAGAUGAGAACAGAGAAUGAGGAGCUCCAGAAAUCUCGAGACGAGGGCACGAAAACGAACAGUCAGGACAACCAAAGCAAAGUAACUCUCCUAACCAGGAAACUUCAAGCAGCUUUAGUCUCCAGGAAAGAACUCUUGAAGGAAAAUGCAACACUCAAAGACGACAACUCUAAUCUGCAAUCAUCAGUUCUGAAAUUAAAACAACAAAAUACAGACCUGGAAAGCUUUGUGGAGUCUUUGAAGGAGGAUAAAGGCAAGCUCAGCACCGAAAUCGAUCACGUCUUUAAUGACAACCGCAGCCUUUCUGCAGCCUGUGAUAGCCUGAAACUAACCAUAGAAAACAUCACCCAGCAGAAACAAGCCUUUUCCUGCCAGCUAGAAUCUCUUAAAGACUCUCAAACAGAGGAGCUGACCAAAUGGAAGUCUAGGCACUCUGAGCUGAAGCAGGAGUACGAGUCUCUUUUACAAGCCUAUGAAAACGUUAGCAGCGAAAUGGAUAAGAUGAGACAGCUUUUGGAAGGAGCCAAAAGAGAGAGGCAGGAAGCUCUGAGAAAAGUACACAAACAUGACACCGAGAUGGAGAAUCUGGAGAGACAGGCAAGAGACAUGGAGGAGGAAAAUGAAAGGAUUAAAGAGAAGAUGCACAAAUUUUCAAAAGAGAAACGGCAUAAGAUUGAGGAUCUGGAGGAAGAGAAUCAGAAAAUUAGAAAAGAACUGACUGAGAUUGAUGGAAACCACAGAGUGGAGAUGUGUGAGCUGAAUGAUAAAAAUCAACAGUUGGAGGCUGAGAUUUGCAAACUUAAGGAAUCAUCAGAGGAGCUCAGAGAGAAGCUUACAGAGAUACAGGCUGAAAAUGGCCAACUGAUGGAAAAGCUUCAAGAGACAAGCUCUUCAUUAGAAAAGGAUCACUCAGAAUCAAACUCGUACACAAACAACAUGCAGCUUAAACUUGAUGAAGCGCUCAGUUUGAAUAACUCACUGACCGCCCAGAUCGAGGCUCAGAAAACAGAGCUUGGUGCUCAAUUGGAAAUCAACAAUUUGUUACAAAAGGAGAGGCAAAAUCUUUCUGAAAGGAUCGAGAAGAUACAGAACGAUCAUGAAUUGCAGUUGGGGAAGAAAGACGAUGGCAUUAAAGAGCUCAAAGACAUCAUUAACCGGCACAGCCAAGAGACUAUCAGCCUAAAUGAGAAGGUUAGAAUCCUGGAGGACGAUAAAUCUCUUCUGCAAGAGGAGCUUGAAAACGUUCAAGAGAUUUCAGAAAAAGUGAAGAAUGAAAAUGAAUAUUUGGAAACUGUGAUUCUCAAAAACUCUGAAAGAAUCGAUGAACUGACCGAGUCUGUAAAUGCUUUGCAAACCCAAAACACACAGCUGUCCUCUCAGCUGGCAGCAAGUAAGGAGAUGAGCAACCAGGUUCGCCAAGAAAAGGAGGAGGAGCAGCUCAAAUUAGUCAAAGUGCUUGAGGAGAAACUCAAGACGGUUCAGAGAGGCAACGAAGGGUCCAAGAAUGUGAAGAAAGAACUGCAAGAACUACUCAAAGAAAAGCAUCAGGAGAUCAAUCAACUGCAGCAAAACUGCAUUAAAUAUCAAGAAGUGAUUUUAGAUUUAGAGAGCUCUCUGAAGACUACGCAGUCAGCCUGUGAACACCUGGAGAAGGAACUGAAGAAAAGUUCAGAGAAGACCUCACUUUCAGAGGGUAAAAGAAAACAAGUUGAAGCUGAGAUGAUCAUGACCAAGAAUCUCCUUCAGGAGGCCACAGAGAAGAUUGUGAGUGUUCAGGGUGAAAGAGACCAGCUGACUCUGGAAAUAUCAGAGAUAAAUAAAAAAUCUGCGGAUGAGAUCGUACAGAAAGCACUAUCACAGCAAAAUAAAGAGGAAAAACAAAUAAACUCUUAUAUGGAGAAUCAAAUUAUGUUGCAGCAACAGAUCAAUGACCUCAGUGAGUUAAAAGAUAGAGAAAGUCAAAAAGUGAGUGAACUGAGGCAGCAGAUAGACUCUCAAGAUCUACAGAUAAAUACUCUUAAGAGAGCGUUUGACACGACUGAAGCAAAGCUGUCGGCUCUGUCGUCGACUCCUCACGGAGCAGAUGCUACGAAAAUUUGGAACGACUUGUACCAGAAAACAUUGCACGAGAAGGAUAACCAGCUCCUCGAACAGGGCUUUGUGAUCAAAAGAUUCCUCGAAGACAUGAGAGUGAAAGAAAAAGAGGUGAAUGAACUACGGGUGACCAAGUCGAGACUGGAAAGGACGCUGAAUGAAUACUCUGUUGCUGCCGCCGCACAGCAAAGACAGCUGUUUGUACUGAGCGCCAACAACGCCGAACUGGCUGAGACUGUGGAGCUCAUGACUGUGCAGGUAAAGGAGCUCGAUGCUCAGGUCGAAAGAGUAGAGCAGGAUAAAAACACACUCAACAGACAGCUUGCUGACAAAGAAGAUUUGAUUUCUCAAUUGCAGCUUAAUCUCCAGCAAACAGAGAAAGUCAACGCAGACACAGACGCUCAGCUGCUCCUUCUACAGUCUCAAAACGACAAACUUCAGGGUGUUUUUGAGAAGCAGGAGGGGAUUUCUCUGCAACUGAGAACACUCCUCCAGAGCAAAGAUGCCGAGAUCUCCUCUUUGCUGUCAUGUAAAGACGGACAGAUGUCAGGAUAUCUGGAACAACUCCAGGCUAACUAUCGCUCCCAGGUAGCAGUUUACGAGGACAGGUUAACAUCCUCACACUACCAACGGGAAAAGGCUGACAAAGAGUCGAGAGGGCUCGAGACAAAGGUCAAAAGUCUGCAAAUUAAAGUGAACAGGUCUAUCCAGGAAAAGGAGCAGAUGGCAGCUAAGAUUGAGUCCUUCAAGAACUCAAUGGUGUCUCUACAGAGUGAAAGAGAGCGACUGAUGUCAGAAUAUAGAAUACUUGAAGCAAAAAGCCAGUUAGGCCUAAAGGGUAAAGAGGGCUCUGUGGACGGGGAAGGUGGUGCAACCAGAGGACUUAAACAUGAAAUUAGGAAAUUGUUACAUCAGAUGGAUGACCUCAAUUCAGAGAACGCCAUGCUCAGGGCACAGCUUGUUCGUUACAGAGAAGAUCUGAAUCAAGUUUUAUUCCUAAAGGACAACCAGUUGAAGGGGUUGCUCAAGAAGCAGCAGGAUGUGAUCAAAAACCUCGAAAACCAAAAGGCAGCAGCUGAAAAGCAGCUCAGGGAGUCUCGGUCAGAGCUCCAAAAGGAAGAAGAGGCAAGCAAUACUUUAAAAGCAGAAAUUUCUAAACUUCAAGCUCAGGCUACAAAACUGGAAGAAAGAGCCACGACAAAUGAAGGCAAAGUGAUCGGUGACCUGCAGCAAGCUGUGGCAGCCAAAGCAGCCGAAUGUAAUGGCCACCAGCAAAAAGUUCUCUCUAUGAAAACCUUAACUGACGAGCUCAAGGAAAAAAUGCAGCUGCUGGAGAGCGAAACGGACAAAAAACUGUCCGAGGCCGAGGAUAAAUACAACAGUGAGCUGGAUGCCUUCGAGCGCGAGGUGGAGCUGAUGAGGAGCGAGCGAGAGACGGCCGAUCAACGGGUGGCCGAGCUCGCAAAAGACACGCUGGAGAUGGAGCAGCAGUUAUCAGAGGCUAAAACUCAAAACAAAGACAUAAGAGCUCAAAACGAUUCCCUGUGCAAAGCCAUGGUCGCUCUGCAGAACGACCGAGACCAGCUCAUCGAAGACUUUAAGGUCCUUCGGAACAGAUACGACGAAGAACUCCGAGAGACUCAGGCAGCUUUCAACAAGGUGGAGCGCAGCCUUCUCGACGCCACCUCUGACUUGGCCAUGUUAGCUAAAGAGAGGGACAUCCUGGUUCAUAAAUUAAACGCUUUAGAGAGCAAAGACGCACCCGCAGAGCUGAACAAGCUGUUUGAAGAGCUCUCGAAGGCUUUGUCGGAAAAGGAAAAGGAGCUGAAGAAAGCCGUCUUGGAAAACGGCUCGUACAACAGGCAGCUGUCGGCGUUCUCCAGAUCCAUGGCAAGCCUCCAAAACGAUCGCGACAGGCUGGUCGAUGAGUUGGCCGGAGCCAGAAGAGUGGUUGAGUCCAGGCAAGGGUCUUCCAUGAGUGUGGAAAAGUCAGAAGGAAGUGUCCAGAAUGAGAAACGUGGGCCGCCGAUGGAUGAGAUACAACAAACAGUACAGAUGGUGCAAACUGGAAAAGAAGACCGAAGCCGCCAGGAAGAAACAACAGAUCUGAGGUCUGAAGGAGAGAAGAAGGAAACCCAGACAGUCAAGGAAACGGUUGCUUCUGCAGGUCAGAGUGGACUGGAGGAGGCGGUGAGGCGGAUGGAAGCAGAGAGGAUCCAUCUUCACCAAAACCUGCAGCGCUGCAUGUACGAGAUCCAACAGCGAGAUCAGUAUUUCCAACAGCUCAACACCAAGCUGCAGCAGACGGUGGAGGAGAAAGGUGCGGUUGCGGCCCAGCUGAGGGCCGUUUCUCAUACCCUGAGGGACACUCAGACCCGCUGCCACUGGCUGGAAGCCCAAGGCCAGGCUCAGGGCUCGCCAUACGCUGAAGUUGCACCCGGAGCCCCCCAGGAGAGAAACAACGACUCUGUCAUUUCUGACACUGCUGAAGCCGGUCAGCUGAGAGAAAGGCUGCUCGAGGUGGAGCAGAGUCUGGCAGAUGAGCGAGCGAGGAGGGAGACAGCUGAGGAGGCUCUGCGUCUCGCUGAGGACCGAGCGAAGAGCGUUGCCUCCAGUCUGUCCAGAGACAGUCAGAGGGAUUUCAGUAUCGAGAUGGAAACAGAGGAGGAGUGGGAAGCUCUCAGUCUCGACCCAAAUCAGCCUCUACUAACACAAAAGGUGAAAGGCGGCAUGGUGGCGUGCCGGCGGUGGCUCAGAGGGAGGAGCCUUUACUUCUCCAGGCUGCUGACGAGUCGCGCCCGCUCUCGAUACUUCUUCCUGGCCUACUUGCUCACUCUACACGUGCUUGUCCUCAUGUGCCUCACCGGUGCUUUGUAACACUGCGCUAACUGAUUGGCUAAAAGGUUCAAAUUCAAAGCUGAAGUCUGUAUUUAUGUGUUGUUGUUUUUUUUGAGUUAAUACAUUGUGUGUAAAACACUAAAACUGGCACAUUUACGGUAUUUGGAGACACACUCUGUUCUCACCUGUUCUGACUAAAGUUGCCAGCAAAGUAAGUUAUAUUCACACUGUGCACUGGUUUGUUAAUAUAAGCUUCAAUUACAUCUCCAACAGCGACUUUUUACUUUAAAUAUUGUACGUUAAAUCAAGCCUUAAAGCAUAACACUCACCUUCUUUUUUUGUGUUUUUCUGAAAGAUCGCAGGUUUGUAGGAUUUAUAUAAUUUAUAUAUUUGUUUUCAGAUCAACAUUAAAAAGGAGACGAGUAGAGAAAUGUCCUCUGACACGAAGCCUUUCCAUUUAAAACGUAUAAUAUAUAUAUAUAAAAACGCCUGAAGAAGGUGAAGAAAGCCAUAUCCAUUCUUGGUUAACACUACUGUAUAAAUGUUGUUUUAAAUCACCACCAUCAUCAUCAUCAUCAUCAUCACCUCUUCCACCAUGUUGGCACCAGCUGCUGCUUUUUUUUUUUUUUCUUGCCUGCUUGGUUUCAUACCUUGCACAUAAUCUUGAUGCUGAGUUAAAACUAUGCACUGAAACUCCAAAUGUGUGUAUAUAUAUAUAAUCAUCUCACCUAAGCUCAGAAGCACUACCCCCCCUCUCUUAUUCCCUUCUUCAGACUGUAAAGCCAAAGGUGUCUGUACUUUUACCUUGGCAGUUUGAAUAAUUGCUCCCAUGUGUGUUAAAGUUACUGGGAGACAAUAUAUUUUAAAGACUUCCUCCAGUAUCAUGGUGUGCCAUUGAAAACGUACUGCAGAACAGCAGGAGGCUACGAAAGUACAAAACUGUAUUUAAUUUUUCUGUAUUUAAGUGUGCAUCCUCAGAUUAGUAUGCUGUACAGUGUCUGUAAUGAACUGUAUUUAUGUAUAUAUGCAUUUCUAUCCUCUCUGCCUGAUGUUUGAUGACUGUAUAUUUCCUCUUGAUUGUGUAGAAUAUGAAAAAAAUAUGAUCGAUAAAAGAUGAUUUUUUCACAAAAACGAGGUCAAAUGACAAGCUAAAUCUAAUUAUUUUAACCACAAAGUAAAUGGAGGGGGAAAAAAGUGUAAAAGACGUUUUCCGGCUUGUUAAUUGAUCCGGUUUUGUAGAAAACUUGGUGACUGAUGAGUUUGUGGUACGUUGUCCUAAUGUUGUGUACAUAAAGGUGUGAUUGACGGACAAUAACAAUGAACCUGAAUCUAUUUAUGAAAAAAAAAAACGUUGAACUACUGAAAAAAACUGUUCAGAUGGCAUAUUUUCUCUACUGCCUCUAUUUUUAAGAGUAAGAGAUGCUGUUUUGGUUUCUUUUGAUGACAUUAGGCUCAACUUGGUGCAAUACUGUGUUGGAGGUGAGCUUUUCUUUCCCCUUUACCAUCUCCAAAAAAAAAGAUUAAUAAAGCUUAUGGAACUUU
Scomber scombrus (Atlantic mackerel) is the source of this 14388-nucleotide messenger RNA. RefSeq names its product golgin subfamily B member 1. NCBI's taxonomy places the organism in Eukaryota, Metazoa, Chordata, Actinopteri, Scombriformes, Scombridae. The record is from RefSeq and is a predicted model, not a curated record. Gene Ontology annotation, cellular component: Golgi apparatus.